Molecule: messenger RNA, 747 nt
Organism: Oryzias melastigma (Indian medaka)
Lineage: Eukaryota; Metazoa; Chordata; Actinopteri; Beloniformes; Adrianichthyidae
Source: RefSeq, a predicted model, not a curated record
ACAUGGCGGUGCAGCUGUGGUGCCUGUCAUUCCGGCAGCCGUACGCCGGCCUGGUUCUGGACGGCGUGAAGACGGUGGAGAGCCGCUGGCGGCCCCUUCUGGCCCCCCUAGAGAACCGGACCGUGGCGGUCCACGUCGCUCGUCAGGACUGGCAGGGGGAGGAGUGGAGGGCGGUCCUGAGCGGGGAGCUGAGGAUGAAUGCCGCCCAGAUCGGGGCGCUGCUGGACUCCGGGGAGAGGCUGGGCCGGGGUGUGGUGGCAGGAUUGGUGGAUGUGGGAGAGACCUGGCUGUGCCCCGCCUCCCUAGGGGAGGAGGAGCUUCAGGACCUGCAGCGAGCAGCCGUUCUGAUUGGUCUAGAAGGGAAACACCUGACUCGCCUGUCGAACCCUCGGUGGCUGCGGGAGCCGCUGAGCUGCCGGGGACAGCGCCACCUGUGGACGGUGGAAAUCCCUGCACACCUGUUACCAUGACGACAGGAGCGGACGGAGGCAGACAGGGCACACGCUGGCAAACCAGCAAGAAGCCCCUCCCACUUCUAAAGGGCUGUGAACUCAAACCAGAGACACAGGUGUGUCAGGACAGGUCCGACCCCUCAGAAACAGGUCACUGCUAAUGUAGGAUUUCUCUGUUCCUCAGGGUUAAAGGUCAGGGUGAGGGGCGGAGCAACCCCCCCCACCACCUUUGAGUCAAUAGUUAAAGAUUCAGAAACGAGGACAUUUUAAAAUGAAAUAAACUUUUAUAAACUUG